Molecule: messenger RNA, 2165 nt
Organism: Hermetia illucens (black soldier fly)
Lineage: Eukaryota; Metazoa; Arthropoda; Insecta; Diptera; Stratiomyidae
Gene: fzy
Product: cell division cycle protein 20 homolog
Exons: 4
Coding region: 314-1921 (535 amino acids)
Biological process (GO): anaphase-promoting complex-dependent catabolic process; positive regulation of anaphase-promoting complex-dependent catabolic process; positive regulation of ubiquitin protein ligase activity
Cellular component (GO): anaphase-promoting complex
Molecular function (GO): protein binding; ubiquitin ligase activator activity; anaphase-promoting complex binding
Source: RefSeq, a predicted model, not a curated record
UCGUUGCCCGCCAUUCUUUCCUGACUUCUCCUUCUGUUGGCACACCUGUCUAACUGUCCGUCUAAACGACAGGAUUUAAAACAAAAACCACCGUUGUGUCACCGAUGUGAAACUGGGAACUUGUGUGCUGUGAAAACCCUUUUGUCCCGUCAUAUAUUGUGUACUUCUUAUUAUUAAGUAUUGUUAUUCGGUGUUAUAUUUUUAUUCGUGUAUAUAUUUUUAUACCUUAGAAACUAGUUUCUAACUUGCUGCGCUCCUACCGCAACCUGAAGUGUACAGAGACUGACUAGAAAUACAUUUAAAAUUACUCACCAUGUCACAGUUCAAUUAUUUAAACGACAUAAACAGCUUCCUAACGAUGGAAGGCGAGAUUACACGCGGACCUGCCCCAAGGUGGCAAAAGAAAAUGGAGACGUCAACCACUAGUCUCAAUGCCAGCACGUCGCGAUCCAAGCUGUCGACUUCGUACAACAACAGCUGCAGCUCGUUCAUAGGAGCCUCAAGUAAGACGCCAAGCAAAGGUCUCAGCGACGCAAGACGGGGUAAGAAGACUCCUGGAAAAACGCCAGGGAGGAAGUCACCGACACCGAGCAAGGGAGCCAGGACACCAGGCGGAGAUCGGUUCAUUCCAAGUCGCUCUGCAUCGAAUUUCGACGUAGCGCAUUAUUUGAUCCGUCAAGAGAAAAAAUCAGAUCCGGAAGACGAAGAAAAUGAAAAUUCCAACAAUCAGACAAAUUCCUCUAAAACUGAAAGGCAAAAAUUAAUCUCGGAAUCGUUACAAUUGGGCGAUCUUAAAACGCAACGAGUUCUUUGCUAUCAGAAGAAAGCGCCAUCAGCUCCAGAAUUUCAUCAAAAUCCUCUGCGCGUAGUCUAUUCAAUACAAACACCGCAAUCAACGAAGAGUGGCGCACGUUAUAUUCCGACGACUUCUGAUCGAAUUUUGGAUGCUCCCGAUAUUAUAAAUGAUUACUAUUUAAAUUUGAUGGAUUGGAGUGCCGACAACAUUGUAACAGUUGCUUUGGGAAAUUCCGUUUAUCUAUGGAAUGCUGGUACGGGAAACAUCGAACAACUGGUCGAAUACGAAGAAGGCGAGCAUGCCUGCUCCCUAGCAUGGAUUCAAGAAGGACAUAUUCUAGCACUUGGUAGCAAUUCGGGCACGGUCGAACUUUGGGACUGUUCUAAGAUGAAACGACUACGUAUUAUGGAAGGUCAUGCUGCACGAGUGGGCUCACUGGCAUGGAACUCAUAUCUGGUCACAUCAGGAAGUCGGGACGGGAACAUAAUUCAUCACGAUGUCCGGCAAAGAGAGCACAUCGUUGGAACGCUUAGUGGACAUACGCAAGAAGUUUGCGGACUGAAAUGGUCAACGGAUGGGAAAUAUUUGGCUAGCGGCGGUAAUGAUAAUCUGGUGAACAUUUGGGCGGCAAACGCGAAUGGUAUUGGGACAAAUACCGAGCCGGCGUACGUUCUGAAUGAACACCAAGCUGCCGUACGAGCAUUAGCAUGGUGCCCUUGGCAACCUAACAUUUUGGCAACGGGUGGAGGCACUGCAGAUCGUUGUAUUAAAUUUUGGAAUAUUAACAAUGGAACUUUAUUGAAUUCGGUAGACUCGAAAUCACAAGUGUGUGCUUUGUUGUGGUCGAAAACUUACAAAGAACUUAUUUCCGCACAUGGCUACGCUAACAAUCAAUUAACUGUAUGGAAGUAUCCAUCAAUGAUUCGACAAGCUGAAUUGACCGGUCACACUUCGAGGGUCCUCCAAAUUGCAAUGUCACCGGAUGGCAGCACGGUGAUAAGCGCAGGCGCUGACGAAACAUUAAGACUGUGGAAUUGCUUUGCGCCUGAUCCUAAUCAAGCUAAAAAGGAGAAAGCUGCUUCGUCAAAAGUCAAGCCGAGUGUUUUCAAGCAGAGUAUCCGUUAAAUAUGUGAAAUCCAGAAGACUGUAGCAAGCCUAAGACUAUAAUCAGUUGCAGGUAGACGUCAUAGUAAUACCAGUAAGUACAAUUAUUCAAUAAAGUAAGUUUCUAUCGAAAUUUUAUCUAGACGCGAAUCUUACAAAACGGAAUGAUGUAUUUUUGUAAGCUAUAAAUUUUCUAUAUCUCGUACUGUAAGCGGUAAUGUCUCGAAUUUGUACGUAUAUUAGUAAAUAAAGCUUUUAUUAUUAA